Molecule: messenger RNA, 1321 nt
Organism: Nymphaea colorata (pocket water lily)
Lineage: Eukaryota; Viridiplantae; Streptophyta; Magnoliopsida; Nymphaeales; Nymphaeaceae
Product: GDT1-like protein 5
Exons: 13
Coding region: 371-1072 (233 amino acids)
Biological process (GO): manganese ion transmembrane transport; calcium ion transmembrane transport; Golgi calcium ion homeostasis
Cellular component (GO): Golgi apparatus
Molecular function (GO): manganese ion transmembrane transporter activity; calcium ion transmembrane transporter activity
Source: RefSeq, a predicted model, not a curated record
AUCACAUUAUAUAAGUCUGAUAGGAGGCGGAGGGGGGAGGUGCGGCGGAGGCGGCAAGGGGGUGGUGGUAUUUCGCUUCCCUUCCGGCUUCCGUUGGUCGGUUGAGUAUUUUUGCUGGUGGGAAGUGGGAACACUCAGUCGGACGGCAAAAACAGAAUUCACCGAUCUCUGUAACCUGGUCAGGACUCGAGGAGCGGGGAGGAGCAGUCCACUAGGAGAACCUCCGCCCCCUUCCCUCUCUAAUUCGUACUGGUAGUUGAAGAAGAGCAGCAUUCCUUGACACCUACUAUUUCUUUUUUAAUAUAACUUCGGAGUAUCGGGAGAUCCAGUUCAGGACUUGUCCCUUUUCCUUUUCCCCCGACCAGAGAAAAUGGAUUUGUCGAUCGUCGAGGGGUUCUCCAAGUCUCUGGCCAUGACUGUGCUUUCGGAGAUCGGUGAUAAGACGUUCUUCGCGGCUGCGAUCCUAGCAAUGAGACAUCCAAGGCGGAUCGUGCUAUUAGGUUGCCUUGCAGCCCUUACUGUAAUGACUGCUCUUUCAGUGCUCGUUGGCUGGGCAGUGCCAAAUCUGAUUUCUCGCAAGUGGACUCAUCAUAUAGCUACAUUGUUAUUCCUUGGUUUUGGAUUUUGGUCUUUAUGGGAAGGAUUUACCGAGGAAGGAGAGUCCGAAGAGUUAGCUGAGGUGGAAGCAAAGUUGGAUUCAGAUAUCACUGCCAAUAAAGGCAAUGGCAAGCCCAAUUCUAAGGAAGGUGCUGAUGAUACAAAGAAGCAAGAGAGACGGUUACUUGUUCAUCUGUUUUCACCUAUAUUCUUGAAGGCAUUUUCUAUUACAUUCUUUGGUGAAUGGGGUGACAAGAGCCAGCUAGCUACAAUCGGAUUAGCUUCAGAUGAAAACCCACUGGGUGUGGUUCUUGGAGGAAUCAUAGGUCAAGCACUGUGUACAAUAGCGGCUGUUGUAGGAGGGAAAAGUUUAGCAUCCCGGAUAUCAGAAAAAAUGGUGGCCCUCUCAGGAGGAGUUCUUUUCAUUGUCUUUGGGCUUCAGUCAUUUCUUUCUCCAAUAGAAGGCUCUUCAUAGCUGGCUGUUUUGUGAUCGACACGAUUCUUUCAACUCAUUCCCAUUAUUUGACACCUAGUUCAGGCUUCAGGCGCUCCAGCCUGUGAUUUGACAUACUAUAUACGCACAAUUGGCAUAGGCACAAGUCCAUUUGUCGCUCUUAGGAUGCAGAUGGUGAUGUGUUGCGUGCAUAAAUUUAGGUGGUGGGUAAACAAAAUUGUUCUUGUGGGAUGACUGUCUUUUUUGUGUAGAGAAUGUGUUUUUCCUUUC